Molecule: messenger RNA, 3612 nt
Organism: Trichoderma asperellum CBS 433.97
Lineage: Eukaryota; Fungi; Ascomycota; Sordariomycetes; Hypocreales; Hypocreaceae
Source: RefSeq, a predicted model, not a curated record
GAAUUAUCACACAUGAGAAAUCAAGAAGCCCUUCUAAUCUAACCGCGACAUUACGACAAUACGUGAAGAUAUAAUCCAUGAUCAACUUAAGAUUACCUGGCUACUUUGAGAUUAAAGCACGGAGUUAGUGCCAUUAAAAUCAUGGAGCUGAUUGGAAGUGUGCACAUUAGCUUUCUAGCUACAAUCACUAUUUUUACCAUUUUGAUCUACUAUUUAGUUCUGGGACGAUUGGCACGACCCACGGUGAAAUUUAAAGAAGGAAAUACCAUAGCGUCAAAAGAAACAAACACCUUUCGUGUUAGCGGUGUGCCGGUCGAUUGGGACUCUCAAGAAUUGCAAACUUUCCUACGAGAUCAAGAGAGCAUUAAAGGUGUGGUGGAGAUUGAGUCCCUUGCCUCCGAGAAUGACGGCAGAUCCCAGAUGGCCACAGUUACUUUUGAAAAUACACCUUCUCAGCUUCAACAUGGCCGCCGUUGGCCCAUUCCAAUUCCGGCGGUGUCUAAUACUAACAUAAAGCCUGGCCGCAAACAACACCUGACAAUUGACAGGGACUUUCAUGGUAUAACUGCACUCUACACACCGUCUCCACAAGAUUAUAAAAUAGAUGUUAUUGCAUUAUCCGGCCUUGGAGGACAUGCCUUUGGCUCGUUUAAGGAGAGGGGUGGAAGCCACAUGUGGCUGCGUGACUCUCUCCCCCACGAUCUCACCUUAGAAACCAACAAUCAACCGAUAGCUCGGAUCAUGAUCUACGGCUAUGAGUCAACUGUUGCCAGAAGCGAGAGCAUGCAGAACCUAGAAGACUUCGCUACUAAUUUUAAUGCUAGCCUGCAAAUGCUCGCAAACGCUACAACAACCCGACCCAUUAUUCUUAUUGGCCAUAGUCUCGGAGGGCUAAUCAUUAAGCAGGCCUUGAUAUCUUUAUCGCGAUCGAAAAAUGAAGAUGAUCAAAAGCUUAUCCGUGCUAUAUACGGGGUCGUCUUCUUCGGAACCCCUCAUCAUGGCAUGGACAUCAGCUCGCUGAUCCCCAUGGUUGGAGAUGGACCAAACCGUUCACUAAUAGAGUCUCUUAAUCAUUACAAUUCACAGACACUGACAAGUCAACAUCGAGAUUUUGUUAGCGCCUUAGGUGGCGAGGGUGAUUCGGAAGUCUUUUGCUUCUAUGAGACUCUUCGGUCACCAACAGCACAGAAAAGUCAAUCGGGAAAAUGGGAAAUGUCUGGGGCUAAGGCAAUUCUUGUAACAAAGUCUUCAGCCACGCAUUGUCGUCCCUGGGAAGAUGGCGCGGAGCAUAUCUGUGCCAUUAACCGUUCGCACUCUGACAUGGUGAAGUUUGUACCUAAUGACCCUGAUUAUCUAACUGUACGAGACAAGAUCAAGGGCCUUGCUAGACGGGCUUUUAAAGGGCGAGGUCGAUUGCAAACAUCGACAUCAAAGUUUCUGGUACCAUACAGUCAGAACCCAGAUUUUGUUGCAAGAUCUGAAAUUCUACAUAAAAUCAAGGAGCAGUUUGGGUUAAGCCAACAGCAAGGACCUGUUCAGUCGCGCAGAAGAGUGGCACUUUAUGGUCUUGGCGGCGUUGGGAAAACGCAAAUUGCAUUAGCCUAUGCGUACUGGCUUCGAGAGGCACACCCAGAUAUCUCAGUAUUUUGGGUUCAUGCUAGCAAUACAGAUCGCUUCCGCGAAUCAUAUGCUUCUAUCGCAAAGAAAUGCAAUAUAUCUGGGUGGGACGACCCAAAGGCUGAUAUAUUGUUACUUGUUCAAGCUUGGUUAAAGGAUCAAGCCGAAAUGCAAUGGUUAAUGAUAAUCGAUAAUGCUGACGAUGCGGAGCUUUUCUUUCCUAAUUUACAGGAGAGAGAUAUGCUGAGCAUGGAAAAUCAAGCAACUCAAACAAGCAACAGCCUAGCUCGCUAUAUACCAGAUUGCAAUCACGGGUCAAUCCUUGUUACAACUAGAAACAAGAAAGCAGGCCUUAAAUUGUGCGCGAAUAAUUCUCCUAUUGAGAUUGGCAACAUGACCAAAAGCGAAUGUCACAAUCUUUUGCAGAAGACACUAAGUGGCCAACAACUUUCUGAAGAUGAGACAUCUCUUCUAUCGUCAAGGCUUGAGCACCUGCCUCUUGCCCUUGCACAAGCAGCUUCGUUUAUUCAAGAAAAUUUUAUAUCCAUAGAUACCUACAUCCAGCUGUUGGAUGAGAGCGACUCUACAUUCGUCGAUCAGCUCAGCGAGCAAUUUGAAACUGUAGGAAGAGACUCUGAGACCCCACACGCGGUCACAGCAACCUGGAUCAUAUCUUUCGAGCAAAUCAAGCAGCAAGAAGAGUUGGCAAGCGAUAUUCUCUCGUUCUUAAGCCUGUUUCAUUUUCAGGCAAUCCCAGAAGACUACGUGAAGGAUUACUAUCAGCGAAACGCAAAACAGGUUCAAGGCAGCACAUCAAAAGUGCUUAUAAAGGCAUUAGGUACUCUUAAAGCUUUCUGCUUCAUCUCAGGGGGAGAGGAUGGAAGCCUUACUAUGCACAGACUAGUGCAGUUAGUAACACGAAAAUGGCUUAUCAAUAAGGGCAAAAUGAAUGAGUUUACCGAAUACGCUAUUGAAACGAUGUCAGCUAAUUACCCAUAUGGAAAAUUUGAAACUCAUGACACCUGCAUGAGAUAUCUUCCCCAUGCAAAGUCUGUGCUUAAACAAGAUAGAGCCGACUUGGGUGAUAAGGAUAUAAUUAAGGCAUUACUUUUGCAUAAUAUGGCAGGAUAUUUUACCUAUAAGGGAGAAUGGAAAGAAGCGGAAGACCUAAGGUUACAGGUAAUAAAGAUAAGUACGAGGGUGCUUGGAGCAGAGCACCCAAAUACACUUACUAGUAUGGGUAAUCUUGCAUCAACAUAUUGGAACCAGGGUCGAUGGAAAGACGCGGAAGAACUAGAGGUACAGGUAAUGGAGAUAAGCAAGAGGGUGCUUGGAGCAGAGCAUCCAGAUACAGUCGCCAGCAUGGGCAAUCUUGCAUCAACAUAUUGGAACCAGGGUCGAUGGAAAGACGCGGAAGAACUAGAGGUACAGGUAAUGGGGACAAGUAAGAGGGUGCUUGGAGCAGAGCAUCCACAUACACUCACUAGUAUGGGCAAUCUUGCAUCAACAUACCGGAAGCAGGGUCGAUGGAAGGAAGCAGAAGACCUAGAGGUACAAGUAAUGGAGAUAAGCAAGAGGGUGCUUGGAGUAGAGCAUCCUAAUACACUUACUAGUAUAGGUAAUCUUGCAUUAACAUAUCAGGACCAGGGUCGAUGGAAAGAGGCGGAAGACUUACAGAUACAGGUAAUGGAGAUACAGAAGAGGGUGCUUGGAGCAGAGCAUCCGGAUACACUUACUAGCACGGCCAGUCUUGCCUUUACCUGGAAAGAUUUAGGCAGAUUAAGCGAUGCUAUAGCGUUGAUGGAGAAGUGUGCUUCUAUCAGAGAGCGGAGAUUAGGGCAAGGUCAUCCCGAUACAAUAUUGUCUCUAUCGACCUUAGAUAAAUGGCGAAGUAUUUAAAAUAGCUAUAUCUAGUUCUAUUGCAGUAGAUAGACGUUGGGGUAAUAUAUAUAUCUCCAUGUGUCUAUGCUGGCACUUAUACUGCAUAACCCGGAG